Molecule: messenger RNA, 4614 nt
Organism: Globicephala melas (long-finned pilot whale)
Lineage: Eukaryota; Metazoa; Chordata; Mammalia; Artiodactyla; Delphinidae
Gene: CMTM6
Product: CKLF like MARVEL transmembrane domain containing 6
Cellular component (GO): membrane
Source: RefSeq, a predicted model, not a curated record
AGGCGGACUCUCAACCACUGUGCCACCAGGGAAGCCCUGUCCCUAUUUUUGCAAGGAAAUUUGUUUUUAAACUACUUAAUCUUUUUUGUUUGUUUUUUUAGCACUUUUUAUUGAAGUAUACAGAACAGAAAAGUGUACAAGUUACAGGUGUAUGGUUUGAAAUAUCACAAAGUGACCACAUAUAACCAGCAUCAGGAUCAAGAAAGACGGUGUUAUUUGCACCCCAGGCGCUUCCCUUGUGCCCCUUGUCAGUCCUCCCACCCACCAAGUAACUACUGCCCUUUCUUCCAAAGCUGUAGAUAAGUUUUACUUAUUUUUAAGCUUUAUAUAAAUGGAAUCUUAACAUUUAUAUUCUUUUGUGUCAGGCUUCUUAGUAUUCUGUGGUUCCUCCAUUUUGUUGCCUAUAGCAGUAGUUACCCAUUCUCAUUGCACCAUAGUAUUUCAUUGUGCAAAUACACUGUAAUUUUUGCAGUUUGCUAUUGAUGGGUGUAUAUUAGUUUCCUAUUGCUGCUGUAACAAUUUACCAAAUUUUAGUGGCUUAAUACAGUUUUAUUAUCAUACCAUUCUCGAGGUCAGAAAUCCAAAAUCAGCUGUACUAGGUUAAAUUAAACUGUCAGCAGGGCUGGUUUCUUUUGGAGGCUCCAGGGAGCAUGUUUCCUUCCUUUCCAGCUUCUAGGGGCUGCCUGAAUUCCUUGGUUCCUGGCCCCCUCUCCAUCUUCAAAGCCAACAGCAUAGCAUCUUCUACUCUCUGCUUCCAUCACAUUGCUUCUCACUCUGACCCUGCUGCUUCCCGCGUAUCAGGAUCCAUGGGAUUAAACUUUGGCCCACGAGUGGAAUUGCUGGGGAUGGCCACAUCUUUUGCUGUACUCCCAAAGCUUUUGCUGCUCUUUAACUUCAUAUGCAAGAACUGCGGUGCCAGGAUGCUAUGGAAGACCGUGGAAAGAGGCAGAAGAGCUGGAUUACUCCAUUUAUUAAUCCCUUGACUCUACAAACCCCAACCCCUAGAAAACCGCUACACUGAGGGUGCUUUCGUCUGGAGGUGGGGCGAUUCUAAGGAAGGAGGCUGGAGGUGAGAACCCCACCACCAGGAGACGUGGAGACCAGCCACACCAGCCGUUUCAUAAGGACCCGAGCUCAUUGGAUCCUCAGGACAUUUGCACCUGCUGUUCCCUUUCCUUGGGUCUCUCCGCAGAUCUUUACAAGUUAGAAAAGAGACCGUGGGCGAUGGAGAACGGAGCGGUCUACAGAUCCACGACCGAGGCGCACCCGGGGCCCGCCAGAGGCGCCCGGAGCGGCCUCGUCGCCUACUUCAACCUGCGCCGGCUCAAGGGGACCCGGCUAAUCAUCAAACUCCUUCAGCUGGUGCUGUCUCUGUUGGCCUUUAUCUGUGAGGAAGUUGUGUCACAAUGUACUUUGUGUGGAGGCCUUUACUUUUUCGAAUUUGUAAGCUGCAGUGCCUUUCUGCUGAGUCUCCUUAUGCUGAUUGUGUACUGCACUCCAGUUUAUGACAAAGUUGAUCCCGCAAAAGUCAAGUCAUCGGAUUUUUAUAUUACUGUGGGAACAGGAUUGGUGUUUUUGGUGGCAUCCAUCUUAUUCGCUUUGACACAUGACAGUACCCCGGCUGAACUUGCUGCAAUUGUGUUUGGAUUUCUAGCAAGUUUUGUGUUCCUGUCUGACUUUUUCCUUAUGGUCUAUGAAAAACGUAAGGAGCCCCAGCCAAGAAAACCUGAGGCUACUGUUAAUGAACCACUUAAUGCUCAGGGACUCUAGGGAACAGGUGUUACGUCGCCACUGCGUGGUGCCUGAGCCCUGGCAGAAGCUCUUGUAGAGUCUGUCAUUAUUAAACCACUUCUUUUGGAACACAAGGCAGAAAGGCAGUUUGAUCAGUAUUGAUUGGACUGUGUGUCAGUCACCACAAAUUGGGCCAGAGGGCUUUUUGUUUUAAAAAAUAUAUGUGUAUUUUUUGGUAACAGUUGAAACUUCUGUCAGAUGAAGUUUUGUUUUGUUUGGAGGUGAGGGCAAUUGUUUGUUUAAAUCACAUAGCUCAACUGAUGAUAAAUUAUUCUGUCAUUGUUACUAGGCUUAGCUUUCAAAUUACGCUUUAUAGCUGUAUAAACAGCAUGAUUAAGUUUAUCCAUUUAGAAAUGGUUUCAUUUUUAAAUUAACUUGCUUAACUAUAACUUUGCUUUUUGAUGACUUGAUAAAAUUUAAUGUAUAUUUAAGAGAUCAAUAUUUUAAAUGUUGGUCUAGGUUUUUUUCCUUAAAAUGUAAAACCCAGUCUUUCUUUACUGUAUCUCACUCAGACUUAAAAUUAUACUGUAACAUUUUAGGAUAAUAAUAAUUGACUCUUUCUGAGACCUUUUAUAGCCUAAUAGAAAAUGUAUGGGAGAUGUUGAUAUUUUACAUGUUACAAAAGCAAUAGCAUCAGUAACCCCAUGUUCAUACUGUACUUUGCUUGUCAAUAUCUUGUAAAAAAAAAGAUCUUUAUAUAGAAAGAUAGAAAAAUGGAAGAAACUGCUAUCAUGACUAAGGACCAAAGAAAGAUAAGAUACACUUUUGCACAAUGCAGUGAAAGUAGUUAUAAAAGUAGGCCUCAACCACUUCCAGAUGCCUGAAGAGAUGAGUUCAUACUAGAAGACAGAAGAUGGUUUGCUCCCUUUUGCCAUAUGAUUAUUUCUACUGAAGUUAAUACAGCUCUGCAGGUUCUGUUCAGUGUUUUCUUUGGAGCCAAUCUUCUUUUAAAACCCCAAUCUUUGAUUUUUGAUUUGAGAGCCUCCCUCUUCUGUCUCCUUAUAAGAAUGGUCCAUGUACUACUUCAUCAGGCAUAGCUGGGCCUCUGGCUCUGGCUUCCUUGAUGGCAGAUUCUCCGGAAUCUUGGGCCCUUUUAAUUGCAUAGAGUAUAGAGCAGGAUCUUUAGGGUUCUUGUUCCCACAUAGGCAUUGCUCUGGUUUCUCUUCAAAGGAGACCUUUUCUUUUUUUUUUUUUUUUUGCGGUACGCGGGCCUCUCACUGUUGUGGCCUCUCCCGCUGCAGAGCACAGGCUCCGGACGCGCAGGCUCAGCAGCCAUGGCUCACGGGUCCAGCCACUCCACGGCAUGUGGGAUCCUCCCAGACCGGGGCACGAACCCGUGUCCCCUGCACCGGCAGGCGGACUCUCAACCACUGUGCCACCAGGGAAGCCCAGGAGACCUUCUUAAGAAAGUGAAUAUCCAGAGAUUCCUGCCCAGUUUAAUACUGCUGAUGGUGUAAGGGAGUAGUCAAACCAUUCUCAGAAGACACUUCAUACCCAGUUCUGAUAAUUUGGAAGAACUGUCUGUUGCUGGCAGUCUGUCUUAGAGCCAGCCAGCCAGGGCACUUUGAGCAAGACCUUUCUUAAAGUGGGUCCUUUUUUUUUUUUUUUUUUUUUUAAACGGGACCUUUCUGACCGAGUGGUUCACAGACUAGACCUUUCCUGUCCUCCUGGUAGAUUUUUUUGACUCAAGACUGUAGGGCUCAGGCAAUGAGCCCAUGCAUCAGAUCCUUCAGUACUUUGGUGAAAGUCUUCUGGGCUAGUCGGUUUUCUGUCUGAAAGAGUGGAAUCAUGUUUCCAGUGAGGUAGUUUAAUGACCUCAUCCUUUUUAAAUUUCUCAUCUGCCAAUUGUGUGUUGUAGAUGGUUUUCAGACGCAGAUGGCCGGACACAGCUUCUGCUCUUACUGACUUAGAACCUUAUCCAUUUGUAUCAGAGCUUGGAUGCUAGUGCUAGUGGUGAUGUCACCACUACCUGCUUGGGAGAUAAUGAAACCAAUCUUGGAUGCUGUUUUUACUAGGUGUGCUGUCUGAGAGAGGAGAAAUAGCCUGGGUCUUGGGUUCAAAGAUAAGCAGCUUAUGAUAGGCAGGUUCUCAAAUUUCACAUCCAGCUAUACCGUUGUCCUUUUAAGUAUCAUCUGCACCCAGCUAGGAUUCAGAGCAGACCAUCUGGGCUACCUCAGGGUCCCCAGUCAUGCACUGGACUCAGUUGAGUUUGAUGGAAUGUCCUCUGCUGGCCUCACAUCCACAGCAUGUUGGCGUGGAACUUUUAAGCUCUGCUUGUUCUGAGGUUUCACUUCCAUUUGUUUCAUUGGCGCAGAAUGGACCUCUUAGCUGGCCACCAAAAGGUAAUAUCUUCACUGGUAUUUUGGGUCACUCUAGAACCUUUCUUCACAUUGUUUUUUACAGGACCCAUGACUGAUUAGCCUACGUCUUCUAUUGUAGAAGGAGUUAGGAGUAAAAAGGUCUUUGUGGUAAAUAAAAAUUUCAAGGUGAACUUGAAACCAAAGAUACUGUUACUUACAGAAAAGGGCACACUCAGUAAAUUCAAAUGUAAAAUAAUUUUUUAUUAACAUUUAUGGUAAAUUUAUAUUUACACAAAUAGACUGUUUAGAAAGAAUCGUUCUUAAAAAUGAUAAGGGAAAUGCACAUACAGUACAAAAAUUUUAUAAUUGCUAUACUUCUGUUUGGGGACUGGGAAAUGUAUUUUUUACAUUGUUUAUAGCCAAUCAUUUUUGUAUUUAAUAAUUUUAAAUCCUGAGUCUUUUAUAUCUCUCUGUGUCAAAUUUUGUAGUCUUCUUUUUAAAUAAACCCACUUUAUUGUUCACA